Messenger RNA from Dissoconium aciculare CBS 342.82, 1099 nucleotides. Its product is annotated as ras-related protein-like protein. The record is from RefSeq and is a predicted model, not a curated record. The transcript is spliced from 4 exons. The coding region runs from base 293 to 910 and encodes 205 amino acids. Gene Ontology annotation, molecular function: GTP binding; GTPase activity. Gene Ontology annotation, biological process: regulation of vacuole fusion, non-autophagic. Lineage: Eukaryota; Fungi; Ascomycota; Dothideomycetes; Mycosphaerellales; Dissoconiaceae. Gene Ontology annotation, cellular component: late endosome; phagocytic vesicle; fungal-type vacuole membrane.
UCUGCAUCGGAAGUACAGUAUCUACAGUGACUUUAGCUAAACAACCUUAUUGAGUCUCUUCUAAAGGAGGUGAAAGACCGCCUCUGGUUUAGUACUCGAUUAGUAUCGCGAGCAUCAACUUGAUCCAUAGGCCCGGCGCAAUCUGCGGUAUCAAAUCAGCUUAGCUCUGUGACUCGCGAUCCAUAACUGCGGUACCUGCUUGACCACCACCACCACCACCACAACUUCGCACCGCCAUACCUGCAUUCGAUCAACACACACUCUACGAGACUUGCAUACCGAUCGCGAAAUCAUGGCAUCCCGCAAAAAGAUCCUUCUCAAGGUUAUCAUCCUUGGAGACAGUGGAGUAGGAAAGACGAGUUUGAUGAAUCAAUAUGUCAACAAAAAGUUCAGCGCCUCGUACAAAGCCACCAUCGGCGCCGAUUUCCUCACAAAGGAAGUCCUUGUCGACGAUCGCCUCGUGACUAUGCAGCUUUGGGAUACUGCUGGCCAGGAGCGCUUCCAGUCCCUGGGCGUAGCUUUCUACCGAGGAGCCGACUGCUGCGUACUAGUCUACGACGUCAACAACAGCAAGUCCUUUGACACCCUGGACUCUUGGCGCGACGAGUUCCUGAUUCAGGCGAGCCCGAUGGACCCGGAGAGCUUCCCAUUCGUAGUGCUGGGCAACAAGGUAGACGUGGAGGAGAGCAAGAGGAUGAUCAGCUCCAAGCGGGCUAUGGCUUUCUGUCAGGCAAAGGGCGGCAUCCCAUAUUUCGAGACGAGCGCGAAGGAGGCACUGAAUGUGGAGCAAGCGUUUGAAGUGAUCGCACGAAAUGCUUUGGCACAAGAGGAGUCUCAGGACUUCAAUCCAGACUUCCCCGAGACCAUCCCGAUCAACAUCGGCGAGAGCGAGCAGGGAUGCUCAUGCUAGACCCGGCUGUCGUUUUCAUAGCCACCAACUAGAAAGACUCGAAUCAUCCUGCUCAUCGCUGCGCUCAGAAUGACGACAUCUUCUACACCUAAUGCAUUUUCGACGGCGUUUGGAGCGCGUGUGGCAUCAUCUCAUUCAUCCUGCGAAGAGAUAAAGGUGGUUGGACUUUUGUGUUCCAGAUACCAUAUU